AUGUCAGAAGUACUUCCAGUCGAUUCCGGUGUGGACGCAUUGGCAGUGUUUAUGGCAAGCAGCAGCACGACGGACGUUGUGAACCGCAACAACCCCGCCACCCCGCCGAACACCCUUAACCUCCGCUCCUCUCAUAAUGAACUUCUGAAUGCAGAAAUUAGGCACACGGAGACCAAGAACAGCACUCCUCCGAAAUGCAGGAAAAAAUACGCGCUGACUAACAUUCAGACAGCCAUGGGUCUUUCCGAUCCAGCAGCACAGCCCCUUCUGGGGAACAGCUCUGCCAAUAUAAAGCUGGUGAAGAAUGGGGAAAACCAGCUUAGGAAAGCUGCCGAGCAGGGACAGCAGGAUCCCAACAAAAACCUCAGUACCACUGCGGGCAUAAACAUAACUUCUGAGAAGUCUGAAGGCAAAGAGCUGAUCCCACAGGAUUCCUCUGGCUGUGAAAUAUUACCCUCGCAGCCAAGGAGGACCAAGAGCUUCCUGAAUUACUAUGCAGAUCUGGAGACAUCUGCUAGAGAGCUAGAGCAGAGUUUUGUUGCAAUGGAAGAUAAAUCUGCACACAGCAACAGCCAGGCUUCUACCGUUAUUGUCAAUGGGGAAGUCCUGCCCCGGAAACAAAACAAGCUGUCAAGCCCAGAGGAUGGCCAAGUUGCCACAGUGUCGUCAAGCCCUGAGACUAAGAAAGACCACCCAAAAACUGGGGCCAAAACAGAUUGUGCCCUCCAUAGGAUUCAAAACCUGGCCCCAAGCGAUGAGGACUCCAGCUGGACUACGUUGUCCCAGGACAGCGCCUCACCCAGCUCGCCCGACGAAACAGCAGAUAUAUGGAGUGAUCAGUCAUUUCAGACAGACCCAGACUUACCACCUGGAUGGAAAAAAAUCAAUGAUAUUGCUGGGAUCUACUACUGGCACAUACCAACAGGAACAACUCAAUGGCAACGUCCCGUGUCCAUCCCAACGGAUCUGCAGGGCUCACGGAAAGGAUCACUUGGUUCCAUUACUCCGUCUCCUACUCCAGAAACUGAGAAACAGCCAUGGAGUGAUUUUGCUGUACUGAAUGGGGGAAAGAUUAAUAGUGACAUUUGGAAGGACCUGCAUGCAGCCACUGUGAACCCAGACCCAAGUCUGAAAGAGUUUGAAGGAGCAACAUUACGCUAUGCCUCUUUGAAGCUCAGGAAUGGUCCACAAUCUGAUGAUGAUGAUUCUUGUAGCAUCAACAGUGAUCCAGAAGCCAAGUGCUUUGCUGUGCGAUCUCUGGGCUGGGUAGAAAUGGCAGAAGAAGAUCUGGCUCCUGGAAAAAGCAGUGUUGCUGUGAACAAUUGCAUCAGACAACUCUCUUACUGUAAAAAUGACAUCAGAGACACUGUUGGCAUAUGGGGAGAGGGCAAGGACAUGUACCUUAUACUGGAAAAUGACAUGCUGAACCUGAUUGACCCCAUGGACCGCACAGUUCUUCACUCACAGCCCAUUGUGAGCAUCCGAGUGUGGGGAGUGGGACGUGACAACGGCCGUGAACGGGACUUUGCUUAUGUGGCCAGAGACAAAGACACAAGAAUUCUGAAAUGUCAUGUGUUUCGAUGUGACACACCCGCAAAAGCCAUCGCCACAAGUUUACACGAAAUCUGCUCAAAGAUUAUGGCCGAACGGAAGAAUGCUAAAGCUAUGGCUUGCAGCUCAUUGCAAGAGAGGGCAAAUGUCAGCCUCGAUGUUCCUCUGCAAGUAGAUUUCCCAACACCAAAGACAGAACUGGUACAGAAGUUCCACGUCCAGUACCUAGGCAUGCUGCCUGUAGCUAAACCUGUAGGAAUGGAUACUCUGAACAGUGCCAUUGAAAGUCUGAUGGCUUCCUCUAGCAAAGACGACUGGAUGCCGGUUACCAUGAAUGUUGCUGAUGCUACCGUCACAGUCAUCAGUGAAAGAAAUGAAGAGGAAAUCAUGGUGGAGUGUCGUGUGCGGUUCCUGUCCUUCAUGGGAGUAGGCAAGGACGUUCACACGUUCGCCUUCAUUAUGGAUACCGGAAACCAGCACUUCGAGUGCCACGUUUUUUGGUGUGAGCCAAAUGCAGGCAAUGUAUCAGAAGCUGUUCAGGCAGCCUGUAUGUUACGGUAUCAGAAGUGCUUAGUAGCCAGACCUCCUUCACAGAAAGUUCGACCGCCCCCACCUCCCGCAGACUCGGUGACAAGAAGAGUUACAACAAACGUAAAGAGGGGAGUGUUGUCCCUCAUUGACACUUUGAAACAGAAACGCCCAGUCACUGAGAUGCCGUAG
Messenger RNA from Egretta garzetta (little egret), 2271 nucleotides. RefSeq names its product amyloid beta precursor protein binding family B member 2 (gene APBB2). Gene Ontology annotation, molecular function: transcription factor binding; amyloid-beta binding. Gene Ontology annotation, cellular component: nucleus; cytoplasm. The coding region runs from base 1 to 2271 and encodes 756 amino acids. NCBI's taxonomy places the organism in Eukaryota, Metazoa, Chordata, Aves, Pelecaniformes, Ardeidae. The transcript has 15 exons. The record is from RefSeq and is a predicted model, not a curated record. Gene Ontology annotation, biological process: regulation of DNA-templated transcription.